Messenger RNA from Mycetomoellerius zeteki, 2317 nucleotides. It is a transcript of the gene Src64B, whose product is annotated as Tyrosine-protein kinase Src64B. Gene Ontology annotation, molecular function: ATP binding; protein binding; protein tyrosine kinase activity. Gene Ontology annotation, biological process: protein phosphorylation. The record is from RefSeq and is a predicted model, not a curated record. NCBI's taxonomy places the organism in Eukaryota, Metazoa, Arthropoda, Insecta, Hymenoptera, Formicidae. The transcript is spliced from 7 exons. Bases 337 to 1962 code for a protein of 541 amino acids.
GCCCUCCCCAUAUUCCCGGAGUCCUGGGCCUCGUACGCGUCGCCGUGGAUUACCCCGAGGGGUGGCACGACCGUGAAGAGACGGAGGAGACACGCGGUGGAAGAGGAGCAGCGGACAACGCGAGGAGCGGAGCGGCGAGUCCGAUAAUCCCGCGAUGGGUGGACGGACGAGAGGACUCUGAGAGUUUGUACGAUAUACAAACCUUGUCGCCGACUCGAUCGCUGGGCAUCCGGGCUGAGUUUUCUACAAGACGAUGGAGGCUUGCCCCGCGAAUGUAUCCAGGAUAGAGGGUGCGUAGGACUCGCGCAGAGGUAGACCAGGAACGAGAGAUCCAGCAUGGGGAAGUGUUGCAGCAAGCGGCAAGAGUCUCAACCGAUCGGCUAUAAGAAAGCAGACACGGGACUCAGCUCAAAGCACAGCAAUGGAGGUUCCUUGGACCGAUACACCGCCGACCCAAAUCAGAGAGGCGUGCAAGCUCGGGCGGAUAUUAUCCGACCGAGGCCGACACCCUGUAAGCUACAGAUACCGCAUCAGCAACCCCGUAAAACGAAUCCGCCUGUUAAGUCUGCAUCGCACUCACAAAGAUCCAACAAGAUCGUGGUGGCAUUGUACAAUUACACGGCGCGAGAAAGUACCGACGUUAGUUUCAUGAAAGGCGACCGAAUGGAGGUCCUCGACGAUUCCGAGCCGGACUGGUGGAGAGUGCUGCACUUAACGACUCUGCAGGAAGGCCUGAUCCCUUGGAACUUCGUGGCUGUCGAGCGGUCGGUCGAGAGCGAAGAUUGGUUCUUCGAAAAUGUGUCGCGUAAGGAGGCGGGCAAACUGCUACUGGUUGAUGAGAAUCCUCGCGGUACAUUCUUGGUGAGGCCGAGCGAGCACAAUCCUCGGGGUUACAGCUUAUCUGUUAAGGAUUGGGAAGAAGGAAGGGGUCAUCAUGUGAAACAUUACAAGAUUAAGCCGCUCGAUAAUGGCGGCUUUUUUAUUGCCACCAAUCAAACAUUCUCCAGCUUACCAGCUCUGGUUAUGGCAUACAGUAAAAACGCGUUGGGUCUCUGUCACGUGCUUUCGAAGCCCUGCCCGAAACCGCAACCGGAUAUGUGGGAUCUCGGACCUGAGUUGCGCGACAAGUGGGAAAUCAAUAGGAACGAGAUACAGCUGAUCUCAGAACUAGGUAACGGCAAUUUCGGCAAGGUUUAUUACGGCAAGUGGCGAAAUAAAAUUGAGGUGGCGGUAAAGACUCUGCGUCCAGGGACCAUGUCGACCGAAGCGUUUCUACAGGAGGCAGCCAUAAUGAAACAAUUCCGACACAGGCAUCUGGUCGCGUUAUAUGCGGUCUGCUCGAAAGAGGAGCCCAUCUAUAUUGUACAAGAAUACAUGUGUAACGGCAGUUUGUUGGACUUCCUCCGAAAGGGAGACGGCAAGUACAUGCAGUUCGAGGAUCUGAUUUACAUUGCAGCCCAAGUAGCCUCCGGUAUGGAAUACCUCGAGAGCAAACAACUCAUACAUAGAGAUCUCGCGGCAAGGAACGUACUAAUCGGCGAGAAAAACAAAGCGAAAAUUUGCGACUUUGGUCUCGCUAGGGUGAUCGAGGACGACGAGUAUUGUCCGAAGCAGGGCAGCAGGUUCCCUGUCAAGUGGACUGCGCCGGAGGCUAUCGUUUAUGGCAGGUUCAGCAUUAAGAGCGACGUCUGGUCCUACGGAAUCCUGCUGAUGGAGCUCUUCACUUACGGACAAGUUCCUUAUCCUGGUAUGCACGGUCGUGAAGUGAUUGAGCAAGUGGACAAGGGCUAUCGUAUGCCGAAACCAUUGAACCAUCCGCUACCCGAUAGCAUCUACCGACUGAUGCUACAGUGCUGGGAUGCUAGCCCCGAGAAGCGGCCCACGUUCGAGUUCCUGAAUCACUAUUUCGAGUCGUUUAACGUCACUAGCGAAAUACCGUAUCUCGAACCGCCGACGGACUGAUAUACAGCCCAUCAGUAUAUGCAAAAUCAUCAUCUGCCGCCUCACGGUCACUUUCACCCAGCCCACAUCAAUUGUGCCAUGGAAUUUUAUGGUAUUUACUGCUAAGUAAAUUAUUUAGCAUGUAUUACGCUGCCCUCAUCGGAACCUUCGCGGACUGGAUGCAUCGUUCUCACAGAAAGAAAAUACUUGUAAUAGGAGAACACCUUCACAUCCUCGCGAGAUUUUGCACCGUUGUCGCGAGUGACAUUUUUUGGACUGCGAAAUUUUUCUGUAGACUUUGGCGACCAAUCUUCUUGACACACAGUGCCGCGAACUUAUCGAACUUAUCACUGUCAAAUGCUGCCGAAAAUUUUAU